This is a messenger RNA of Papaver somniferum (opium poppy), 1209 nucleotides long. RefSeq names its product MATH domain and coiled-coil domain-containing protein At3g58210-like. The transcript is spliced from 3 exons. NCBI's taxonomy places the organism in Eukaryota, Viridiplantae, Streptophyta, Magnoliopsida, Ranunculales, Papaveraceae. Bases 1 to 1209 code for a protein of 402 amino acids. Gene Ontology annotation, molecular function: protein binding. The record is from RefSeq and is a predicted model, not a curated record.
AUGGAAACAUAUAUUGCAGAGCUUUCUUCUUCUUCUAAGUUUAAUUGGAGGAUUGAAAACUUUUCAAAGCUGGACGCUCAAAAAGGAACAUACUCUGAUGCUAUCUCUGUUGGUACUUUUAAUUGGAAAGUACUGAUUUAUCCAAAGGGUAUAGGCAAUGUGUAUGAACACAUGUCGAUAUUCCUUAUCCCUUUGGACUGGAACAAAUUGCCAUAUGCAGAGAUCAGCUUUGGAAUUACUAGUCAAACCGAUCGAAAAAUAAAAGUCAGAAAAGAACUGAAACACAAUUUCACCGAAGACAAUAUUGUUGGCUGGGGUAUUCCAUUAUUCAUACGUCUUAGUGAACUCCAUGACCAUAAUAAAGGAUAUAUAGUGAAUGAUACUUGCACCAUUGAGGUUGUGGUUACUUGUAGGAUGAAGGAGGAUACAAAAGAUGAUGAAGAUGAGGGUGAUUUGAUCGAGGAGGAUACAAAAGAUGAUGAAGAUGAGGGUGAUGCGAGCAAGGGGGACACGAAAGAUGGUGAAGAAGAGGGUUAUGCGAGUGACGAAAACCCAAACCUGCAGAUUGUAAAGACAAAAAGUGAGAAACCUAGUACAGGAUUAAUAGAGUACCCAGGCGCUGGACAACCUUUUGGUGAAGAACACAUGGGUUUUUGUGAGGACAAGCAGGAAUUUGAAGAUAUUGGAGGCUUCCAUAUUUUGACAACGCAGGCCCCGCUAUAUAGGCAGAUAUGGUUAAAAUACGGUCAUAUUCCUUCAAUCAAAGUGAUGCCAAUUUUUUCGUAUCCAAUCCUAGUUAUGGUGGUCAAAGACUUGAUGUGUUCUAUUAUUGAUAUGCAAAAGUGCCACUAUGUAGAUUUAUCAUCUGAAAUGAUUGAUAGAUGGGAAGAUCUGAUAACAAUGGCUGAGAAACUUGAGUUUAACAUUGGAUGGUUGCGAGAAAGAUUUGAACAUGUGAAAAAAGGUAAGGGUAGUAACAUGCAGAUUUUUAAGGCGGAACUCCUGGAGUAUGGUCAGCAUUUACGCGCAACAAAAUCAAAGAUGAGGAUUCUCAGGAAUGUGAUGAGAAAGGUAGAGGCUAAGCUGAUUGCUUGGAAGGAUGACGUGCGAGAGAAAAUGUCUGGACUACUCUCCCGAUCAGAUAUGGAAACCUAUCUCGAAAUAGGUGAAGAUUUGUUGCUUGAAGGAGUGCUUGACGGAGUGUAUUAG